Messenger RNA from Leptonychotes weddellii (Weddell seal), 1657 nucleotides. Lineage: Eukaryota; Metazoa; Chordata; Mammalia; Carnivora; Phocidae. The record is from RefSeq and is a predicted model, not a curated record.
AUGUGGUCACACCGCAACCCCCUCGGGCCUCUGACGGGCCUGCGUCUGGAUGGGAACGUGCACGGCCCUGAAGGCUGCCAUGAGCCCCAAAAGCGGUGCCCGCGGCCUCCCCGCGCCGCCGGCGGGGCCUCUGCUGCCCUCUGGCGGCCGGAGCGCGCGGCACCGCCCUCGGCGCUAACACGGUCCCCGGGCACCGGGCACGCGCCCGCGGACGGCAAAGGGGGCUGCCGCGGGGGCUCGCUCUCGGGACCGAGGAGAGAAGGGACGUACGCCAGGCUCGCCCCGACGCCUGGCGGCGGGGCGCCCACUCCCCCGUCGGCCCCGCUUCGGCUGUCCCCUUGGCCGCCGCCCUCCCCGGCUCCUUUAACGCCCCCUCCGUCCCCUGUAGGAGACGUUUUCAUCCUGGUGUUCAGCCUGGACAACCGCGACUCCUUCGAGGAGGUGCAGAGGCUCAAGCAGCAGAUCCUGGACACCAAGUCUUGCCUCAAGAACAAAACCAAGGAGAACGUGGACGUGCCGCUGGUCAUCUGCGGCAACAAGGGGGACCGGGACUUCUACCGCGAGGUGGAGCCGCGCGAGAUCGAGCAGCUGGUGGGCGACGACCCCCAGCGCUGCGCCUACUUCGAGAUCUCGGCCAAGAAGAACAGCAGCCUGGACCAGAUGUUCCGGGCGCUCUUCGCCAUGGCCAAGCUGCCCAGCGAGAUGAGCCCGGACCUGCACCGCAAGGUGUCCGUGCAGGACUGCGACGUGCUGCACAAGAAGGCGCUGCGGAACAAGAAGCUGCUGCGAGCCGGCAGCGGCGGCGGGGACCCCGGCGACGCCUUCGGCAUCGUGGCGCCCUUCGCGCGCCGGCCCAGCGUGCACAGCGACCUCAUGUACAUCCGCGAGAAGGCCAGCGGCGGCGGCCAGGCCAAGGACAAGGAGCGCUGCGUCAUCAGCUAGGAGCCCCCUCCCCCCCGCCCGCCAAUCCCCCCCGCGCCGGCGACAGAACCUAAGGAGGACCUUUUUUUGAAAAGUCACGUCUGACGUCCGGGCCAGCCCCGGGCCGCGUGCGCGCGGACUGGCGUCUUCCUUCCCCGCGACGCGCGCGCACCGGGGAGGCGCAAACGACGAAGGGACGGUCAUCUGCUCUGGAAGGAAAGAGAACUGGCUCAGACCGGGACUCCCCCCGACCCCCACCUCCCGUCCCCCACGGGCCCUGCCACCCCCACGGGUUGGGGGCACAGGCCCCGGCAGAGGGGGAAUUUGUCUUGUUUCUCACAAAGACAAGAAUGGGGGUGGGGGGUGGUAUAAGUUAAUCAGCCUCCGUUAGGCUUUGGGAAACCUGUCCUGCUCCCUGGAGGGUCAAGACGGGACAAAUGGGGCAUUAACUUGUCUGUGAUUCUGGGUUGCCAUGACAGCAAACGAAAGCCUCUGCCCUCCCGAGACUAAGGGGGUGUGGGUCAGAUCAUAGCCAAGUGACUUGUUUACAUGUGUGUGUGAAAUUGCACAAAGGAAAACAAAACACACAACUUGCACUUUAAUAGUAGUUCUGAGGUCAUCAUGGACAUGAACAAACUCUUACCCAGCUGUUCGUACUGUGUGUGUGAGACAGUCUUUAUAAAGUUAUUGCUAUUGUUUUUUUUAUAAUACAAAAUAAAAUAAUUUAAAACAGAAA